GGCGGGGCUUGCAGUUGGACCCACCCUCGGGCUCGUGUCCAGCGGGCCGCAUAGCGGACAUGGCGGGCUCCCGGCUCCCGCGGCAGCUCUUCCUCCAGGGCGUGGCCGCCGUCUUCUUGUUCGCCUUCGCUUCCCUCUACACACAGAUCCCGGGCCUAUAUGGCACUGAGGGCAUCCUACCUGCGCGGAGAACACUGCGGCCGCAGGGCAAGGCGCGCUGGCAGCAGCUGUGGGAGGUCCCAACGCUGCUGUGGGAGGCGCCGCGGCUGGGACUGGACACAGCGCAGGGCCUGGAGUUGCUGAGCCUGCUGGGCUCCUUGCUGGCUCUGGGUGCCCUGCUGCUGCGCCGUCUGUGCCACCCCCUCACCUACCUGCUGCUCUGGGCCGCCUACCUGUCAGCCUGCCAGGUGGGCCAGGUGUUUCUGUAUUUCCAGUGGGACUCCCUGCUGCUGGAGACUGGCUUCCUGGCCGUGCUGGUGGCCCCCCUGAGGCAGCCCCCCUGGGGCAGGCUGUCAGAGGCCUCGCCCCACGAAGGCCUCCCCUUCUGGCUCGUGCGCUGGCUGCUGUUUCGCCUCAUGUUCGCCUCGGGUGUGGUCAAGCUGACCAGCCGUUGCCCCGCGUGGUGGGGGCUUACUGCCCUCACCUACCACUACGAGACACAGUGCCUGCCCACACCUGCCUCCUGGUUUGCCCACCACCUGCCCGUCUGGCUGCACAGGCUCAGUGUGGUGGCCACCUUCCUCAUUGAGGUCGCGGUGCCCCCUCUGUUCUUCGCCCCGACUCGCCGCCUACGCCUGGCUGCCUUCUACUGCCAGGUCCUGCUGCAAGUUUUGAUUAUCAUCACGGGCAACUAUAACUUCUUCAACCUGCUCACCCUGGUGCUCACCACCACCCUCCUGGAUGACAAGCACCUGGCUGCCGAGCCUGGCAACAGCCACUGCAAAAAGACAGCCACCUUCUGGCUCAAGGCCCUGCUGAGCUUGCUGCUGGAAUUGACCGUUGGCGGGCUGCUGGCCUACGGCACCGUGCACUACUUUGGCCUGGAGGUCGACUGGGAACAGUACACUGUCCACUCCAGGACCACCUUCACCUUCCACCAGUUCUCCCAGUGGCUGAAGACGGUGAUUCUGCCCACCAUGUGGCUGGGGGCGGCCUCCCUCGGCUGGGAACUGCUGACGGCCCUCUGGAGGUGGACCCAGGUGCGAGGGUGGCUGCGGAAGCUCUGGGCUGCCGUUCAGCUGUCCAUCUUUGGCACUGCCACAGUGGCCUUGUUCACAAUCAGUCUGGUGCCAUACUCCUACAUGGAGCCCUCCACCCAUGGGCGCCUCUGGACCGGGGCCCAUCGCCUAUUUGGCGCCGUGGAGCACCUGCAGCUGGCCAACUCCUAUGGCCUCUUUCGCCGGAUGACUGGUCUGGGUGGGCGGCCUGAGGUGGUGCUGGAGGGCAGCUACGACGGGCACCAUUGGACGGAGAUCGAGUUCAUGUACAAGCCUGGGAAUGUGAGCCGGCCGCCCCCAGUCGUGGUGCCCCACCAGCCGCGCCUUGAUUGGCAGAUGUGGUUUGCGGCCUUGGGCCCGCACACGCACAGCCCCUGGUUCACGAGCCUGGUCCUCUGCUUGCUACAGGGCAAGGAGCCAGUGAUCCUCCUCAUCCAGAACGAUGUGACCAGGUACCCGUUCCACAAGCAGCCGCCCAACUUCGUGCGGGCCCAGCGCUACAAGUACUGGUUCUCACAGCCGGGGGAACAGGGCCAGUGGUGGCGACGCCAGUGGGUUGAGGAAUUCUUCCCACCCGUGUCGCUGGGAGACCCCACGCUGGACAUGCUGCUCAGGCAGUUUGGUCUCCAGGACAAGAGCCCACCCCGGGUCCGAAGCUCCAGCAACACCCUCACCCAAGCUCUGCACUGGGUCCGGAGACAGCUGUCUCCCCUGGAGGCCCCCACCCUGCUCUGGGGGCUCAUCUUCACAGUGGGGGCCAUUAGGAUCGUACAGGCCCUGCUCGGGCACCGUCCCUCCGGGUCCUGCCCGGCAGCCAGGAAGGAGAACCACAGGCCAGCACCCAAGGACUCCGGAGUUACCCCAGCCCCCACCAACAGCAGCAGUUCCCAGCCGCCCCAGCGGAGAAAGUAGCAUGUUCUGUCAGCCUUAUGUCUGUCCCAGGAGGGCCAGGGUUCCGAGCACACCUCUGGUCCUCUGGAGCAGGACAUGGCCCAGCCACCUGUGCCUUAGCCCACUCUCCUGGCAGACGCAGGUCGGGGUGCCAGCCUCAGGGCACACUCUGGCUGCCCCGGUGCUUCGAGGAUCUACUUGUCCCCUGCCAAUCAUGUCCCUGCUGGGGCCACCCUCUGCCUGGAUGACAGCCCUGCAUGGGGUGUGUGAUGAGCUCAGGGUCCUUACCAUUCGUUGUAAUCAGGGCUGCGGGAGGCCGCAGUCUGACAGCCCAGCCUAGCCCCUGCACAGGGGGAGGGCCCUGAGGUCACGCAGGUCCAGGAACCAAUAAAGGUGGCUCCGUGCUUGA
This is a messenger RNA of Rhinolophus ferrumequinum (greater horseshoe bat), 2517 nucleotides long. It is a transcript of the gene LMF2, whose product is annotated as lipase maturation factor 2. The transcript is spliced from 14 exons. Gene Ontology annotation, biological process: protein maturation. The record is from RefSeq and is a predicted model, not a curated record. Gene Ontology annotation, cellular component: endoplasmic reticulum membrane. Bases 60 to 2129 code for a protein of 689 amino acids. Lineage: Eukaryota; Metazoa; Chordata; Mammalia; Chiroptera; Rhinolophidae.